Messenger RNA from Botrytis deweyae, 276 nucleotides. RefSeq lists its product as uncharacterized. The transcript has a single exon. NCBI's taxonomy places the organism in Eukaryota, Fungi, Ascomycota, Leotiomycetes, Helotiales, Sclerotiniaceae. The record is from RefSeq and is a predicted model, not a curated record. The coding region runs from base 1 to 276 and encodes 91 amino acids.
AUGCUUCCUGAACAUAUUGCCAUCGUUACCUUUUGCAUGAUCGUUCUUGCCGCCAUGCUCGCAUGGGCUUUCUUCUGGCCUCACAAACGCCACAGAUACGGCAUGAAUGACUCUAGAAAAGCAGCAAAGAAACGCUCGCGUACCGCUGGCCGGUCACAUCACGACGUCGAGAUGCAUCCGAGAAAUUGGAAUAAGGUUGAGAAUCAUUCCAGGAAUGGAAAGACAAGAAAAAUGCCUGUGCAUGAUGAAUCUGAGAAGUACGAGACAUGGAUGUGA